This is a messenger RNA of Trichomycterus rosablanca, 1863 nucleotides long. It is a transcript of the gene ubiad1, whose product is annotated as UbiA prenyltransferase domain containing 1. NCBI's taxonomy places the organism in Eukaryota, Metazoa, Chordata, Actinopteri, Siluriformes, Trichomycteridae. Gene Ontology annotation, cellular component: Golgi membrane; endoplasmic reticulum. The coding region runs from base 91 to 1131 and encodes 346 amino acids. Gene Ontology annotation, molecular function: prenyltransferase activity. The transcript has 3 exons. The record is from RefSeq and is a predicted model, not a curated record. Gene Ontology annotation, biological process: vitamin K biosynthetic process; menaquinone biosynthetic process.
AAGGGAAAUAACAUAAACAUGUACCGACAGUGUGUAAAAUAGCAUUUAUUCCUCCUAAACAAGGGCGAGUGCAGGUACACUACGUCAGCAAUGGCAGCAGGCCAAAAGAAAACCAGCACAGAGACCUGUGUGUUGCCGGGCUCCAGUGGAAUAAAUGGGGCAAAAGCUCCAGGAGUAACGCUUUCAGAAAGGAACUGUGACGGCAAGUCUUCUCGACUGUCCAAGAUGGCUUCAAACAUGCAAGAAAAGUGUGCAGCGUAUGUCCUGGCCCUCAGGCCAUGGAGCUUCAGUGCCUCACUGACACCUGUGGCUUUGGGAAGUGCACUGGCAUACAAACUGGAGGGCUCUGUGGACUUAGUCAUUCUGUUGGUGUGCGCUGUAGCCGUCUUGGUUGUGCACGGCGCUGGGAAUCUCGUAAACACUUAUUACGAUUUCUCCAAGGGAAUAGAUCACAAGAAGAGCGAUGACAGGACUCUGGUGGAUCAAAUACUCAAGCCACAAGAUGUAGUGAUGUUCGGGGCUGUGCUGUACUCUGUGGGAUGCCUCUGUGCCACAUUAUUGUUUUUCCUCUCAUCGCUGAGGCUCGAGCAUUUGGCUCUCAUUUACUUUGGCGGUCUCUCUAGCUCCUUUUUAUACACUGGAGGAAUAGGCCUGAAAUACGUGGCACUCGGUGACGUGGUCAUCCUGAUUACGUUUGGUCCACUGGCAGUGGUGUUUGCACACGCGGUACAGGUGGGUCACCUGUCUGUGCUGCCGUUGGUGUAUGCUGUACCCCUGGCGCUGCACACUGAAGCCAUCCUGCACAGCAACAACACGCGUGACAUGCACUCUGACCGGCAAGCUGGUAUUGUCACGCUAGCCAUCUUGGCCGGCCCGGCCCUCUCUUAUGUACUCUACAAUGUGCUGCUCUUUGUGCCCUAUGUGUUUUUUUGUGUGCUGGCUACACGUUAUACCAUCAGCAUGGCACUGCCGCUACUCACACUGCCCAUGGCCUUUCCUCUGGAGCGCCAGUUCCGCAGCCAGCACUACACCAAGAUCCCUCAGAAAACAGCCAAGCUUAACUUACUUGUUGGACUCUUCUAUGUCUUUGGGAUCAUUCUGGCACCAACAGGGAGUCUGCCAUUAUUAUAAAAUGUUUUUGUUAGAUUCUUUUCUUUGUAUAAUAAUGAUUAAAACAAAUUUUUUUUUUUUUAAAUAAGUUGUUAUAAUAAUAAUUGCAUUUUCUUUUAAAAGUACUAGGAUGUGUUCAGAUUAGAGCAAAUGCCAAUGUUGCUUCUGAGAUCCUGCAAAAAAUUCAGUACACUAGUAUACAAGUAAGACUUCUGUGGCUCAUUCAGUUAAUAUCCAAGUAGAAAAUAAAGAGGGUUUUCUUUUUGUUUGUUUGUUAUUAUUUUACUGUGAAAGUUUUAAGACUUUGCAUCUUUGUAGAAUUUUAUUUUCAUCUGAGGUUCAAGUAUGUUUAAUUUAUUGCUUAAUUUAUGCUAAAGAGCUAACCAACACUACAAUGGUUAAGGCGCUACUUGUCAAAGUCAGUAUUUUACAAAAGUAAGCAUAUUUAAAAUGUUGUAACUAAUCCAGUGCAACUGUCAUGUCAGGAAAGUAUUAUGCCCACAGAUGUCCAGUUCCCAGGUCCAUCAGUUACACCCUACAUAUACUGUGUAGGACCAGAUUUUGAGUACAACAACGUUACAUCAUGAAGUCAUUUCACAUUCAAGUAUGUUGAUACUGACUGUAUGUUGGCCAAAAUCAAUCUUUUUAACAUGGGAGGUUCAACACAAAAUGGGAAUGAAAUUGUAUAUAAAGAAAAUUGUUUGAUGAAAAAGAGAGAAGCAUCAGAUGUUAAAAAUAAACAUUUUAAACAGA